AUGCAUCGAAGACUGUUCACCUCCGUGCUUGCUCCUGAUGUCGGCUUCAGUGCUCUUGGCGUCUUCGCGCACCUUCGGCGAUCGGACCGAAGGUGGUGUCCCCAACACCAACACCGGGACGUGGCCACCUUCUCCGCGCGCGUGCUCCGCCACAUCGCCUCCGGCGACCGCUCCAGCGCCAACCUGGCCGUCUCCCCGCUCUUUCUCCACGCGGCGCUAACACUUCUCCGCGCGGGCGCGCGGGGCGCGACGCUCGACCAGAUCGUCGCCUUGCUCGGCCCUGCCGGAGGCCCCGCCCACGCCGCGCUCGCGUCGCACGUCGCGCUGCGCAUGCUCGCUGCUGAUGGCGGCGGCGGCGGGCCCACGGUGCGCUUCGCCAACGCCGUCUGGGUCGACGCCGCGCUGCGACUCACCGACGCCUACGCCCGCGAGGUCACCGGGCAGUACCUCGCCGAGGUGCGCUCGGUGCCCUUCAAUUCCAGGCCGGAGGACGCGAGACUCCAGAUCAACCAGUGGAUCGAGAGCGCGACUGCCGGCCGGAUCAAGGACCUCCUUCCCCAAGGCUCCAUCGACAGGGACACGCCGGCGGUCCUCGCCAACGCGCUCUACUUCAAGGGCGCCUGGGAGCGCAAGUUCGACGCGUCGUUCACGCGGGACGACGCUUUCUACCUGCCCACCGGCGGCCACGUCCGCGUGCCGUUCAUGUCGAGCACCAGAGAUCAGUACAUCGCCCGCCGCCCCGGCUACAAGGUCCUGAGGCUCCCCUACGCGCGUGGCCGCGAGCACCGGGCGUUCUCCAUGUACGUCUACCUCCCUGACGCGCAGGACGGCCUGCCGAGCCUGUUACAGAAGCUGGGUUCCGACCCGGCGGCGCUGCUCGAGAGCUCGGUGACUUUAACGACCAAGGUCCCCGUGCGCGAGUUUAAGGUGCCCAGGUUCACCAUGUCGUACAAUACUAAGGCCGCGGCGACGCUGCGGGACCUCGGGCUGACCCUGCCGUUCGACCCCGUCCGCGCCGACUUCGGCGACAUGUUGGAGGCAGCGCCGGGGCCGCUCUUCGUGUCGGAGGUCUACCACGAGUGCUUCGUCAAGGUGGACGAGGAGGGGACCGAGGCCGCCGCGGCCACCGCCGUCGUCGCCAAGGGCUCUGCCCGCUGGCGCCAGUCUCCGCCGGAGGAGGAUUUUAUCGCCGACCACCCGUUCGUGUUCCUGAUCCAGGAGUUCAGCGGCGUGGUGGUUUUCGCCGGGCAAGUGACCAACCCUUCGGUUUCGCUCUAAAUUACCAUUUGGAAGAUGGCACGAUGAAUGGUCAAUGCUGCGUGUUCACCCUUGCAAAUUUGUAAUUGGCUUGUCCAAGCUUAUGAGAUGCUAAACGUAACCGGUUGAA
Panicum virgatum (switchgrass) is the source of this 1387-nucleotide messenger RNA. RefSeq names its product serpin-Z1-like. The transcript is spliced from 3 exons. Lineage: Eukaryota; Viridiplantae; Streptophyta; Magnoliopsida; Poales; Poaceae. Gene Ontology annotation, molecular function: serine-type endopeptidase inhibitor activity. Bases 1 to 1278 code for a protein of 425 amino acids. The record is from RefSeq and is a predicted model, not a curated record.